This is a messenger RNA of Phragmites australis (common reed), 857 nucleotides long. Its product is annotated as 17.9 kDa class I heat shock protein-like. Gene Ontology annotation, biological process: protein folding; response to heat; protein complex oligomerization. The coding region runs from base 121 to 597 and encodes 158 amino acids. The record is from RefSeq and is a predicted model, not a curated record. The transcript has a single exon. Lineage: Eukaryota; Viridiplantae; Streptophyta; Magnoliopsida; Poales; Poaceae.
CUCCCCGUGGCGAUAAGGACCCAAGAAACACAACAAGCAAAGAUCAACAGGAAUCUCACUCAAAUCGCUCGAGCCUUCGCUCCCAGCGUUCCAAUCUUCGAUUCCUCCAAACCACCGACCAUGUCGCUGAUCCGCCGCAGCAACGUGUUCGACCCCUUCUCCCUCGACCUUUGGGACCCCUUCGAGGGCUUCCCCUUCGGCUCCGGCAGCAGCGGCAGCCUCUUCCCCUCGUUUCUCCGCACCAACUCCGAGACCGCAACCUUCGCCGGCGCGCGCAUCGACUGGAAGGAAACCCCAGAGGCGCACGUGUUCAAGGCGGAUGUGCCGGGGCUGAAGAAGGAGGAGGUGAAGGUGGAGGUGGAGGACGACAACAUCCUCCAGAUCAGCGGCGAGCGCAACAAGGAGCAGGAGGAGAAGACGGACACCUGGCACCGCGUGGAGCGCAGCAGCGGCAAGUUCCUGCGCCGGUUCCGGCUGCCCGAGAACGCCAAGACGCAGCAGAUCAGUGCGUCCAUGGAGAACGGCGUGCUCACCGUCACCGUGCCCAAGGAGGAGGUCAAGAAGCCCGAGGUGAAGUCCAUCCAGAUCUCCGGCUAGACAUCGGUCCGGUCUUCCUGCGUGCAGUGAUGGAGUGGAGGAAACUGAGUUCUCCUGGGUCGUCCUGUGAAAAUAAAACUGGGUUCUACUGUGUGUUUGUGUGUCACUAGCGUGAAGGUCUCGUGAAGUGUGGUCUGUGCGUGAAGGUCUCGUGUACGUGGUCAGAAACUUACGUCUCCAGUUUCUGUUCAUCAGAGUCUCUGGUCUCUGUAUCGAAUGAGCUUCCUUUGCAUCUAGUGAACUUCUGUUUGGUGUCGUAA